AACUACAUCAGAAAAAUGGUACGGAAGUGAAGUAACUAAAGGUCAGAGUUUAUUUGGUGUCAACACAUGUGCGUCCGCCGCAGCCAUGCGUUUUGGGGUAGAACACUUUUAAUUUGAGCAGUUUGUGGUUAUUUGUAAACCUUGAAAAUGCCUAGAGACGUAUCAUCUUCAUCAAGUGAAGAUGAAGAGGACAAUAAUACGACAGAAUCACGUGUAAAGCAAAAAGAAACCGACAAGAAGUACCAGUGUCCUGCUGACUUUGUGUCUUUCUGCCAUAAGCCCUGCAGCAGCACUCUUACAGAGAGUCUGAAGAACAACAACAAUGAGUUAUGGCUCAUUAAAGCUCCUGCCAGCUUUAACCCAGAAUGUUUCAGUGGCAUCAAGGUGCCCCUCUCAGGUCUCCAGACCCUGAAGGUUCCUACCGCUGCAGGUGGAGCCAAGACUGGGAGUGGCCAGCAGAUCUACAGCAUCCUGGCGUCCACCGACGGUACCUCAGAGCUCCGCCUGCUCACCAGUAACAAGCAUUCAUCAGAUAGCGUGGUUUUCGGCCCCACUUUUUCUGGCCAGCUAAAUGUGUGUGAGAGCUAUGGAGACAUCAGCGCCAACCAGGCCCCUCAGGUCAUCCCUGCAGCUCCAGCACCCUCCAUACCAUCGGGGUUAAAACAGCGAUUCCACCCUUUUGGCAGUAAGACCCCUACGCUGACCUGCGUGGCAGAGAGUGAGGCGGAUGGAGACGCUUUCGGGCCCUCGUCUGCAACCCUCCAACCUCUAGUAGUCAAACGAUUCGUAGAAGAAACAUGGCAGGAGGAAGAUGAGGAAGGGAGGAAAAAGAAGAAAAAGAAAAGAAAAGAAAAGCGAAUAAAGACAGAGGGUGUAGAAGAGGCAGAGGAGGUUUUGAGAGUAAAACGGGAACCUGUAACUGAAAUUCAGGACAAAGUGAUGAUGGAGCUCCCUGUCCAGGAGGGUCAUGUUUUGCAGGAGAAGAGGAAAAAGAAGAAGAAGAAGGACAGGGAGAGACAAGAGGUGGAGGAGGGCUUGGAGCCCAGUGUGAGUGUGAAGGUGGAAGUGAAAUGUGAACCAAUAAACACUUCGUAUGGUGAUGUAGUGGAGGGCUCUGGAAAGAAGAAAAAAAAGAAGAAGAAAAACAAAACUGAUGACGACUAGUGUGUCGUUACUUUGUUGUUAAUGUUUAGUUAUGUUUAUUUCUUAACCUUAUGAACUAGUCUGGCAGCCAUUACUACUAAUUUGCUCCAGCAUAUGGAUGUAUUUCAUAAUGCAAGUCUUGCUUUGGCAGAACAUUGCAUUCAGAUAAAAUUACUCAUCCUGACUCAAUUGAACAGUGACAUAAAUUGUAAAAUAGAUUCAUGAUCUUUAAGGCCAAUAUUCCUCUCAUUUUGAGCUCAGAAAGUGAUAUGUUCUACACACAAAGAAUGUGUCUAUGAGUACAUGGGUAAUGCGAGGUUACAUGGGGGAACUUCUGUGUGUUCUGCCAGUGUCUGUCAAGAUGUGGUAGUUUUUAUGGGAUUGUGCUCACAACCAGGCUGAUGGUGUUGCUGUUUUGGCAGCAUGUUCCUGAAAACCAGAGCUGCUAUGAAGACAGAAUAAUGAUUCGCUGUCACGUCAUGAUAGUUAUUUGUUUUUAAAGGAUUUGAGUCACAUGUAUUGGACAACACGUUUCAAAAUAAACUAAAGAAAAACAAAAUGAAAAAAA
This is a messenger RNA of Cottoperca gobio, 1711 nucleotides long. RefSeq names its product RNA polymerase I subunit G (gene polr1g). Gene Ontology annotation, biological process: transcription by RNA polymerase I. Gene Ontology annotation, molecular function: RNA binding. Bases 148 to 1164 code for a protein of 338 amino acids. Gene Ontology annotation, cellular component: RNA polymerase I complex. The record is from RefSeq and is a predicted model, not a curated record. Lineage: Eukaryota; Metazoa; Chordata; Actinopteri; Perciformes; Bovichtidae. The transcript is spliced from 3 exons.